This is a messenger RNA of Armigeres subalbatus, 901 nucleotides long. RefSeq lists its product as uncharacterized. The transcript has 3 exons. The record is from RefSeq and is a predicted model, not a curated record. Bases 116 to 844 code for a protein of 242 amino acids. NCBI's taxonomy places the organism in Eukaryota, Metazoa, Arthropoda, Insecta, Diptera, Culicidae. Gene Ontology annotation, molecular function: N-acetyltransferase activity.
UUUUGUGUGCUCGUUCACAUAGUUAUUAUUCCCUCAAGCUUAUCAGUCAGUGUGUACAUGUGCAAGAAACAUCUCUGAUCGUCAAUUAGUCAGUCAUUCAGUAAACACUUAUAAUAUGGGUUGGCAGAGACCUACGGAGCCUGUAUUUCCUACUGUGUGGUACACAUUUGAAGCACCUGAUCCGGACAAUGGGGAACGCCUGGUCACGUAUAAGGUUGUAGAUCUUACUGAGGAUCGUUUCGACGAUACGAUCCACCACUUUAAGAAAUAUUUCGUGAUCGACGAACCAAUCUACGCCAGCAGAAACACCAUUCAAGAUGAGACGGCCAUGGCGGAACUCGAGGGCUUUUGGCGAUGGUGCAUGGAACAACGUUUGACUAUCGUGUGCUACAAGGAUGGUUCAAAUGAGAUUGUUGCAGCAAACCUUCUGCACAUGGAGCAGCGUGAUGAUAAGGGGAAUUGGGAUAUAUUCCAAAGUAGUAUAAUUCGGGACGCUGUUAAAACGCACCUGUACAUGACGAAGGAGUUCAAUGUUUUCGAGCACUACAAUGUGGAAAGGUAUUUAACAGCGUAUGGGUUGGCCAUCAGUCAUCGUUAUCGAGGUCGAGGAAUUGCAGUGGAAAUGCUUAAGGCUAGGAUACCGAUUUGUCAAGCGUUUGGUGUUGAACUAUCUGCGACCAACUUCACUGCCAUUGCAUCGCAGAAAGCAGCAGAAAAAGCUGGAUUUCAAAGCGACUUUGAAACGACCUACGAUGAUUUCGCCAAUAUGGGUCCAAACUAUACGUUUUCGGAAAUCAAAUCGAAAAGUUUGAAAUUGAUGAGCCUACAAGUUCCGAAAAAAUAAUCAAUUUAUAAUUAUGUUAUGUUAUAAAUGAAGAACAAUAAACAGACAAGAAUCGGA